AUGUCCCAGGUAUUAGAACCGAUAUUAGAUAGAACUACAUAUUACUCCAUAUUAGGUCUAACAUCGAAUGCCACAUCUUCAGAAGUACACAAGUCAUAUCUUAAACUGGCCAGGUUACUUCACCCAGAUAAAACAAAUUCAGACAAAUGCGAGGAAUUGUUCAAAGCUGUAGUACAUGCACACUCUGUCUUAACUGAUGAAGAAGAAAAACUUCGAUACGAUCAGAAUUUGAAAAUUAAAGGCUUACAUACUUACCAACCAAAGAAAUCCUGCCAUACUUUCAAGACCACAAUAAAGGAACCCCAUGAAACAAGCUGCAUACCUACGAAAUCUGAGGUCCAUCAUAGGCAAAAUAAACCGUAUGAACAGCAACCUUAUGGUUUCGGAGUAGGAAAGAAAAUGAAUAUAUCAUCCAAGAGCAAGGUACCAAUAUUUAAAUCCUUUAACUUAAAAGGCUACCAGCGAAGUCACAAUUAUUCAUCCAAAAAGGAAAGGAAACAUGGAAAUCCAGACAUAGAUUCUUUAUUCCAGGAAACUGAUGGAGCUUCAAAAGUAAGAAUGGCUAAUUCAAACACAGUGGAUGCGAAUCCGCAGUUCGAAGAGAUAUGGGAAACCUUGGAUAAAAAAACUAGCGAUAGUGAAUCCCACUGUGAAGAUCCAGAUUCACGUUUGGGAUCAGUUUCGAGUGACGAUGACGGAGAGGAAUUUUGUAGAGUACCAUCGAAUUCCAGUAGUCCUGAGGAAGACAAUAAAUACAAUGAAGGAUCGAAAAAAGAGAGGAGAAACUCCUCAGAAGAAAACAGAGAAGAAAUGAGAUACAAGCAGUUUAAAUUGCCCAAAGUUAAUGUUUUUCCUAAUCUCUCUCAUCAAUCGAAUUUUCAGUCUCCUUUUAUCACUCAUGAGUAUCGACAUUAUGCGAGGAACAAAUUCGAAAAUAGAAACCAAAACCGAAGAGCAGUCUCGCCCAUUAAAGAGAUACCUGCAACCUUGGAAACCGCUGAAGGGUGGACUAUUUUGAAAGACAUUGUUGAGAAACUAAACAUAAGCAACACAGAUGAUCGAAAUAAAGACCUCUUUUUCCUCAAGAAUGAAAAUUCUAAUAAAAACUACGAUGAUACAAUUAAAAUAGAAAAUUUAUCCAUUAAAGAACCUAAAGGAAUUAAAAAAAGAAAAAAAGAUGACAUAUCGUUAGAAGAGUUAUCAAAAUCUCUACCGAAAGAAAAGGAUUUUUUUGUAAUGAAUGCAGUUAAUGAAUCGUUGGACUCGAUCUAUCUCCCCAAAAAACCUAAGACAGCUCAGAGCCAAGCACAAAGUGAGCGUUUGUCCCAAACAGAAGGAAAUCAGGCACAGCGUACAAUACCGUUGGAAAAGUAUGGAAUAAGUUCCAAGAGCUUAAGUAUACAAAUACCAGAGGUCCCAGACUUCGCUGCAAUGACGGACUUGAAAUUUUUGAAUGCCAGUGUGCAACUUUUUAACCUCCAAUGUAACAAAAUCAAGGAGGAAUUAUUCCAAGCGUCCUUACAGCGUCUCAGAGCAGACACGCACUUCAGCGGCACACUAAUGGAAAAACAAAAUAUCGUGACUUGGAAAACGUGCUUGGAAUUUGACAGAAGUUUAAUGGACAAACUAAAUAUUCUACAAGAAAGACAAAUGCAUGUCGUGGAGCUCUUUUCCAAGAUAUAUGGCGGCAGAGAAUAA
This is a messenger RNA of Saccharomyces eubayanus, 1698 nucleotides long. RefSeq names its product Jjj2p (gene JJJ2). Gene Ontology annotation, molecular function: Hsp70 protein binding. Gene Ontology annotation, biological process: cellular response to misfolded protein. The record is from RefSeq and is a predicted model, not a curated record. Lineage: Eukaryota; Fungi; Ascomycota; Saccharomycetes; Saccharomycetales; Saccharomycetaceae. Gene Ontology annotation, cellular component: endoplasmic reticulum membrane. Bases 1 to 1698 code for a protein of 565 amino acids. The transcript has a single exon.